This is a messenger RNA of Daphnia magna, 1969 nucleotides long. RefSeq names its product b(0,+)-type amino acid transporter 1. Lineage: Eukaryota; Metazoa; Arthropoda; Branchiopoda; Diplostraca; Daphniidae. The transcript is spliced from 13 exons. Gene Ontology annotation, molecular function: L-amino acid transmembrane transporter activity. Gene Ontology annotation, biological process: amino acid transmembrane transport. The record is from RefSeq and is a predicted model, not a curated record. Gene Ontology annotation, cellular component: membrane. Bases 228 to 1877 code for a protein of 549 amino acids.
AUAUUUGAAAACGAUUAAAGGCCAGCCUUCAAUGCAUACCAGGUGUUUGUAAACAUCUAUGAAUACCCAACCUUUUUAAAACUCCCAUCUAGUUCUUCAUUGACACUGUUCGUUUAUGGUCGAAUAAAACUAGCCACAAACUCAAUUGAAUUACGUGCUUUUCUGUCCACUAGGGGCGCGAAAUUUGUUUGCUACCUGUUCAACAUCGAGUUUUUGAAAAUCAAACGAUGACUCUAAACCGGGUGCCAGAAAAUGAUUCCAUCGCAAGACAACGUUCGUCUCACGACGAUACGAACAAAACUAGCCAAUUGGCAUUAGCACAACACGAUGGCAACAGCUCAACUAAGAGUGUUAACAGCUUGGGCGAUAGUGACAACGAUGACAUGCGGCUAAAGCGACAGGUUGGACUGUUUAGCGGCGUUACUCUAAUCGUGGGAACGAUGAUCGGUUCGGGCAUCUUCGUAUCAGCGGGAAGCCUUCUUGCAAAUGCCGGAUCUCCUGGUCUGUGUCUCGUCCUCUGGGCUGCCUGUGGUCUCUACUCUUUACUAGGUGCCCUAUCUUAUUGUGAGAUUGGAACUUUGAUACCUAAAUCCGGCGGAGAGUACAUCUAUUUUCUGGAAGCUUUCGGAAAGAUGCACAAAUUCUUCGGUCCCAUAUUAGCAUUUAUCUUCGCUUGGGUCACCGUUUUCUUGAUCAACCCUUCGUCAGUUGCAAUCCUAUCCCUUUCGUUUGCCAAGUAUUUCAUUUCUCCAAUCCUCACGGCGAUCCAUUUUUGCCCCGACGUUUAUCUGUCGUACGUGAUUGAUCGCCUCUUGGCCACCAUUUGCAUAGGCCUCAUUACUUUCGUCAAUUGCUAUUCCGUAUCGGCUGCUACGCGCGUGCAAAACAUUUUCACGGUGGGAAAGCUGACAGCGAUCGCUAUCAUUAUCGGUGGAGGAUUGUACUAUCUUGGAUUAGGAUACACGGAAAACUUGGAAAUUGGAUUUGAAGGAUCAGCGUCUUCGUUUGGUCAAAUAGCUACGGCAUUUUAUGGUGGGCUUUGGGCUUACAGCGGAUGGAACAAUUUAAAUUUCAUCACGGAAGAAUUAAAGGAUCCCUAUAGGAAUUUACCGUUGGCAAUUAUAAUUGCUAUUCCCUUGACAACAAUUUGUUACGUGCUCAUCAACGUGUCGUACUUGACUGUUUUAACACCUGAACAGAUUAUCUCUUCCGACGUAGUUGCUGUGGACUGGGGAAAUGCAGUUUUGGGGUCUGCCAGUUUCCUGAUUCCACUCGGAGUCGUGGUGUCGGUUAUCGGUACAACCAACGGAACGUUAUUUGCUGCAGGAAGGGUUUCUCACGUCGUUGGAAGGGAGGGUCAAUCUCCCGAUUUCCUAUCGUACAUUCACAUUGAAAAGAAGACGCCUGUUGCCCCGACUCUAUUGACCGUAAAUAUGUCCAUAAUUCAAUUGCUAACCAUUCAAACUGAAAGACGAUUAUUUCCUAUUAAGAGUCUACUAGGAAUGCUAAUGAUUAUUCCGGGAGAUAUCGGGACGCUAAUUGAUUUCUUCGGUUUCGCCAUUUCCAUUUUUUAUUGCGCUGCUAUGGUAGCCCUUGUAGUAAUGAGAUUCACCAAAAAAGACGAACACAGACCCAUUAAGGUGCCCAUUAUCAUCCCAAUUAUCGUGAUGGUGGUAUCAGCAAUUCUAGUCGUUGCGCCUAUCGUGGCGGCCCCGCAAGUGCAAUACUUUUACGUUCUUCUAUUCAUUCUGGCUGGCCUUAUAUUCUACGUGCCUUUCGUCUAUUACAAGAAAAGAGUUCCGGGAAUGGGUGAGAUUUAUCUUGUUAUCAUGACUCACCGAUGGUUGCAGCACUUUCCGGCUUUGGGCUUUGAAUAACUUUCCUUUCGUUUUCCCUCCCCAGACUCGUUCACCAUUCUGAUGCAGAAACUUCUCCUUGUGGCUCCGACGACAAGUCACUGAAACGAGAA